GGUGACAUUUCAGUUGCUGCAGGUGACAUCAUAGUCUCUGUGGUGAAGUUGUUUGUUGCAGGUGACUGAUCAGAGUUUCCGUAGAUCCUUCAUCCAUACAAUGGUCACCGAUAGGAGAACGUCCCCUGCAUCCUCCAUUCUCUCCUCACUUUCCUGGAUCUGUUCCCACAAUAGCAGCAUUGACAUCACCCUCCCGGCCUGCGGCAUCAUCCGUGUGUGGAUGCGCACGCAGUUGUUUCCAUGGAGACGGCCUGCACCAUUCAGCCAUUGUCGAAGUCUCUGAAGGAUUCAGUCACCCAUUCACAAAUGGCUUUGACAAGGGAUGGUCAGCCUCCUGCUGAUCGGUAUCGCUGCCUGGGGGAUCGGAUUUGGACUCAUCUCCAGCCUGCGGGUGGUCGGAGUCGCUGUGGCGGUCGGGAUCCUCCUGUUCCUCAUUGCCCUUGUAGGGUUAAUUGGAGCCAUCAAACAUCACCAGGUGUUAUUGUUCUUUUACAUGAUCAUCCUCUUCCUGGUGUUUGUCGUCCAGUUCUCCGUGUCUUGCGCUUCUCUGGCAAUAAACCGGGAGCAGCAGAACGAGCUUCUGGAAGUUGGGUGGAAUCACACGGCGACCGCGAGAUCGGACAUCGAGAAAAACUUCAACUGCUGCGGAUUUCACUCCUUCGAUAAGAACGUGCCUUGUGAUGCGCCCUGUCAUACAUCCGGUGUCUGUAGAACAUGUGGAUCUAUCAUCGAGGAGAAUGCGGAGAAGGUGCUGAAGGUGGUGGGAGGAAUCGGCUUCUUCUUCAGCUUUACUGAGAUCCUGGGCGUUUGGCUGACUUACAGAUACAGAAACCAGAAGGAUCCACGGGCCAACCCCAGCGCCUUCCUUUGAUGGACGUCCCCCUUUUCCUAAGACUCUUUUCCGUCCUCCGCAGGACUCUCUGCAGCUCCUCUGUUUGCUGUGGUUGGUUUUGGUUUUGAAGGAUUCAACUUUUUUUUUUUUUUUUUUUUCUUCCCGAAAUUUUUAAGUCGAAAGCUAGAAGGCUAAAAAAAUCACAAAGAAUACACAAAAAAGAAACAAACCAUCCAUGGAAACAACCAAGUAACCGUGGUAAAAUAAAAAAUAAAAAAGACUACAAAAGAACAAAAUCAGAAAUAGAUGAAGAAAAAACAAACAAACAAAAAACCCAGUUAAAUAUUAUGUGCGGAUUAUGUAGCCAUUCCUGUUUAAUUUAAGAUUUGUCCUUGUUUUGUUUGCGGGAUCCGUUGAUCGGUUUGGGGAGAAGUUACCCUCUUACCGGUUACGUUUUUUUUGUGGGUGGAGCUGGUAUUUCCAUGAAAAUUCAAAGGUGAUUGGGGCAAAUAAUUUCUCGGUGGUAAUUUCAAAGCGAAGGAUCCCGCGAAUAAUUCAUAUGGAGUCAGCACUGUAAAUACCGUAGUUAUGAAUUGUGUAAUUUGGAUGUUAAGGCCUAAAUCCACUAUAAUAACCGCAUGUACAUAGUGUAGUACUACUACUUACCUGUGCAGAAUUACUGUUAUUACGUUAUUAAAGCCCCACCCCUGCAGGGUGCCCAGCAGAUACUUGACUUCCUGUCUAGGUGGCCACCUACCUAUACAAUGGUGGUUUAUAUGCUAUACACUGGACUGCCUCUUCUGAGUACACAGACUUGGUUUUUGGACCCCCAAUUUUAAUUAUUCCAUUUUGGCACAGGUCCCCAACCCAGUCCUUUAAAGUGGUACUCCGCCCCUAGACAUCUUAUCCCCUAUCAAAAGGAUAGGGAAUAAGAUGUUUGAUUGCUGGGUACACCGCUGCCGGAGCAGGUGGCGGGGGUCGUGACAUCAUGGCCACGCCCCUCAU
This is a messenger RNA of Hyla sarda, 1837 nucleotides long. RefSeq names its product tetraspanin 13 (gene TSPAN13). The record is from RefSeq and is a predicted model, not a curated record. Gene Ontology annotation, cellular component: membrane. The transcript is spliced from 6 exons. The coding region runs from base 323 to 871 and encodes 182 amino acids. Lineage: Eukaryota; Metazoa; Chordata; Amphibia; Anura; Hylidae.